Molecule: messenger RNA, 4125 nt
Organism: Phyllostomus discolor (pale spear-nosed bat)
Lineage: Eukaryota; Metazoa; Chordata; Mammalia; Chiroptera; Phyllostomidae
Gene: IL18R1
Product: interleukin 18 receptor 1
Exons: 11
Coding region: 575-2197 (540 amino acids)
Biological process (GO): interleukin-18-mediated signaling pathway; positive regulation of type II interferon production
Molecular function (GO): interleukin-18 binding; interleukin-18 receptor activity
Source: RefSeq, a predicted model, not a curated record
UACUCUGCUGCUCACAGCUCUGGGGCCUGAAGGGGGCGUAGGGGAAGCACCAGCGCCCUUCGCCACUACCCAGACUUGCAAGUCACCAGCCACUACCACAGGUCCAGAGUUCCAGGCGCCCGCCGCGAAUCCCAGGAACCAGGGCACAGGCGCAGGAUUCUCCAGCUGCACCACGAGCCCCGCGGUCCAGUGGCUCAGGGCACUCCAGGCCUGGCACGCGGGUGGAAGAUCCCAGACCCCAAACCACCACCCCUGGACCUGAGCAGUGCCCCACCGCGCCACACCACGCCUCCGCCCGCCGCUUCUCAGCCAGAGGCUUUUUAUUUCUUCUAACUUUCUGUAAGGUUUCUCUGUUCAUCAUUCUCCAGCACCUUUAUCUGUUCCAUCCCAGUCGCAGUCCCUUUCUCUCUCACUUCUUGAUUCGCACUGCUAGAAAGGCAGCCCCUUUCUGUUUCCCAAGUGCUUUCUGAACUGCUUCCCGUGUGGCCACCAGUGUGAGGGAGGGACAACCGCCUCCGCCUCAGCCUCUGCGACACCCGUUGAAAGAAAAGCUUGUAGAAGUAGAAUCCUAAAUAUGCAUUGUGGACAACUACCCCUGACACUUUUGGUACUUAUGUUUAUAAGCACCUCAGAAACCUGUACUCUACGUCCUCAUAUUACUGCUGUUGAAGGGGAACCUUUCUAUUUGAAAUAUUGCUUAUCUUCAUCUGAGCAUGAGAAUGAGCCAACCACCAUAAAAUGGUACAAAAGCAAUGAAUCACAUGGACUUGUUGAGUUAAGCUCAAGCAGUUCACCCAGAAUUACUUUGCAUGAUUAUGUUCUGGAGUUUUGGCCAGUUGAGUUGGAUGACAGUGGAUAUUACUUUUUCCAAAUGGGAAAUGAUACUCAUGAAUGGAGAUUAAAUGUCAUCAGAAGAAAUAAACACAGCUGUUUUGCUGAAAAACAAGUAAUUAGUAUAACUGUGGAAGUUAAACGAGCUUUGCAAAUACCCUGCGGUGAACAUAGUUACUAUAAAAAACUAGUCAACAGAACGUUGUUAUAUAAGAACUGUGAAAAGAUAGAGAAGAAUAAAAACCCAUCCUUUCGGAAGAAUGCAGAGCUCAAUGAUCGGGGAUAUUACACCUGCAUAUUUUUCCUUUAUCAUAAUGGAAAAUUAUUUAAUGUCACCAACACCUUCAAUAUAACAAUAGUUGGAGGUUAUAGUAAUAUAAUCCCAGUUCUUCUUGGACCAAAGCUUAAUCACAUUGGAGUGGAAUUAGGAAAAGAUGUACAGCUCAACUGCUCUGCUUUGCUGAAUGAAAAGGAUCUGAUUUAUUGGAACAUCCAGAAAGAAAAUGGAGAGAAUCCUAAUGUACAUGAAGAGAAAGAAAUAAGAAUUAAGACUUCAGAAGGCAAAUGGCAUGCUUCAAAAACAUUGAGAAUUGAAAAUAUUAAUGAAAUAAAUCUAAAUUUUUUAUAUAAUUGCACUGUGGCCAGCGAGGGGGACAUAGACACUAAAAGCUUCAUCUUGCUAAAAAAAGCAGAACUGGAUGAUAUCCCAGACCAUGUCUUCACUAGAGGAAUAAUCAUAGCUAUUUUGAUCUCAGGGGCAGUCGUGUGCCUAAUGAUUGUGGUUGUCACUUAUAGAGUUGACUUGGCUCUAUUUUGUAGACAUUUCAUGAGAAGAGAUGAAACAUUAACAGAUGGAAAGACAUAUGAUGCUUUUGUGUCUUACCUAAAAGAAUGUCAUCCUGAGAAUGGAGAGGAACAUGCCUUCGCUGUGGAGAUUCUGCCCAGGGUGUUGGAGAAACAUUUUGGGUAUAAAUUAUGCAUAUAUGAAAGGGAUGUAGUGCCUGGGAGAGCUGUUGUUGAUGAAAUCCACUCCUUGAUAGAGCAAAGCCGAAGACUAAUCAUUGUCCUAAGUAAAAGUUACAUGUCUAAUGAAGUCAGAUAUGAACUUGAAAGUGGACUCCAUGAGGCACUGGUGGAAAGGAAAAUUAAAAUAAUCCUAAUUGAAUUUACACCCAUCAGUGACCUCACAUUCUUGCCCCAAUCAUUAAAACUUUUGAAAUCUCACAGAGUUCUGAAGUGGAAGGCUGAUAAAUCUCUGUCUUAUAACUCAAGGUUCUGGAAAAAUCUUGUUUAUCUGAUGCCUGCUAAAACAGCCAAGCCGUGGAGAGAUGAAUCUGAAGUCUUGCCCAUGCUUUCACAGUCCUGAUCUGCAGAAAAGCUGAAUGUAAUAAAGAACUCCUGAUACUCUGGAGACUGAGUCGAUGAGCCUGUUUAUAACCAAGGGCAUUAUUCAAAAUAUUUAACCCUAUGAAAAUCCUACUCAUAGUCUGAAGAUGGAAUGUCUUUAGAUUGCCAGGGAUAAUACUGAACAUUGAGCUGUGGUUGUGUGUUCCCAGAAGGCCCUGGAAUAAAAAAGCAAGAGCCUCCUGUUUUUCCCUCUUCCCUAACUGGAUGUUGAGGCUGGGGACUAUGCAAAAUAACUUAUGCCUUACAAAAGGGCACAUCUUUAAGAUGCUAACAAUUGAACUAUAGGAUUUUAAAUUUAUGAAGUGGAAUUUUCUGUGAGCCAGCAGGUGAAAUAGUAACUGGAAUGGUGCUGUCACCAUCACUCUAUAGCUAGUUACCUAGCUCUAAACAUUGUGGACAGUCCCUGGGAUGUGGGGGAUCACUGACAGGGCUGCGUGCACAGUAGAGGAGUUAGGUUUGAGCCUGCUAUAAUAGAGCCAAUGCCUCAGGAUGUGUUUAGUGUAUGUCUUCCAUGACGACAGGCAUGGUUCUUGAAACUCCACUGAGGCACUGCACAGGGCAUGCUUACUUAAGUCUAUUUGUGGGAACUUCUUAAAAGUGACCCAAAACAACUUUUUAUUUUUCUUGAGAAAUACAAAUUUUAAUUCAAAUGAUUCUCCAGGUCUUUCAAAAGUGGUCAAAAACAUUUGUUGACUUUACAUAAAUGUUUAUAAACAAUAUGGUUGCCAGAUCAUAUUAGCCACCAACCAAUAAAAAAUUAUAGUUAUUUGCUUGAGUUUUAAAAAGUCAUACCUUUAAAAUGCCUGUAGGGUGGAUGCAACAUAGCAUGAUGAUUUUGUGUGUGAGCUGUACAGCCAAAAUGCUUGAGUUCAAAUCCUGGGUUUACUUCUUUCUUCUGUGACCUCUGGAACAUUUUCUAAUGGAUCUGUACCUCACUUUCCUCAUCUGUAAAUUAGAGUUUAUAAUAAUUAUACCUACUUCAAAGGAGGUCUAAAUGAAUAAAGCACCUAUGACAGUUCUUGGCUGAGACUUAAUAUUCUUUAACUGUUAUUACCAUUUUUAUUAUUAUCAUUAGUUAUUACUUAGAUCAAAUUUUUAGCAGUGCAGUAAAAUAAAUGCCAGGAAGCAGGAAAGCAAAGAGAUAUGGAGAAGAAGGCAGUUAUGCCUGAGGACAUUAAUUGUAUAUGGAGAGAAGUGUAUAGGAGAGGUAUACCAAUAGGUUCAAGGAUAUUUCUUCAUUGGACAGGAGCAACUUUUGACAUUGGAAGACAUAUAUCUGUCUUGCUACUGUGAGCCUAGCCUUCUUGAUAGCCUCAGCAAUGAUGUCUAUGUAGGACAAUCACUGAGUGAGUGAUAAGGAUCAGCCUUAAAGAGAAAGGAAAGUGUUGGUUAAGUUUGGAAGGCUGGUUAGAACAUAUUCAUGCAGUGUGAAUGUUCCAAAAAAGCUUAGAGAGAGACUGUUCAAAACAGCUAUAACAUUGCUGAAAAUUAAGGAAUGAUAUUUUCAUGAGAUUUCAAUGUCAGAAAGUGAUUCAAUUUUUGUAGUGCUUCCAAUUCUGUGUUCUAGUUUUAUGGCUAGAAAAAGUAAAAUAAUUAAAUUACUAACAUGUUUUAUAUGUGAAAAUAUAUGAUCAGGAGAAAUUUUAUUGCAAUCAUCAUAGUCUCUACUACAGAGAAUAAUUAUGCUUUUCUCUUGUACUAUGCAUGCUUUAAAAUAUAAUAUGUAUAUUUUUAUUAAAUAUCUUAAAUGUGUAUGUUAAAUAUAUGUUUUAAAAUGUAUUAAUGAACUACUGGUCUAGUGACUUCAGUUUUGAAAUAUCUAAUGUCUGUUUCAUUUUAAGAUUCUAAUCCCAUUGUCAAUGUAAAUUCUCAUCUGUUUUAAUAAGA